Molecule: messenger RNA, 7267 nt
Organism: Mugil cephalus (flathead mullet)
Lineage: Eukaryota; Metazoa; Chordata; Actinopteri; Mugiliformes; Mugilidae
Product: E3 ubiquitin-protein ligase RNF166
Exons: 6
Coding region: 574-1320 (248 amino acids)
Biological process (GO): protein polyubiquitination; ubiquitin-dependent protein catabolic process
Molecular function (GO): ubiquitin protein ligase activity
Source: RefSeq, a predicted model, not a curated record
CUAAGCUGGUUUGCGUGCCGCCAUUUUAAAAAAGAAGAAGAAGAAGAAGAAGAAGAAGAAGAAGAAGGAAAAAAGCAAUAACAUCAACAGAAGAAGAAAAGCUUUGUUGCAUCUCUUGUUACGUUCACUAGCGUUUUUUUAUUUUCUUCCAGGAGUGUUUCAUCUGACAACGAAGCGGAGCCAGCGUGACUUAUCCUCCGUGACAUUAUAUAGACCCGAGUUUUUUUAUUUUAUUUUUAUUUUUUAUUCUAAUUUAAAUUUUUAUCCAGGUCAUCCUCGCAGCGUCGUGCUCGCUCCCAAUGUUUACUUCUCCGGCGUGUCUUCUCCAGCCAAGGAGAAGUAAUCCCGUGGUGCACGGGACGUCGUUUUCCGUCAUUUCUUUUUUAGCCGAGACAUUAUUUAGCUCAAACAGCCGUCAUGUUUGAACGACACACAUUCACGUUUGUGAUCGGAUAAUAAUGCUCCAGCUAACAGCUGUUUGAUCACUCGGACGCUUCCUUCCUUCCUUCCUUCUCCUCUUCCUCUUUGUCUCUCGGGCUGUUGUUGACAACCGCAGCUCUUCUCUCCGGCUCCAUGAUGGCGAUGUUUCGGAGCUUCGUCUCUGCCAGCACCCAGCUCCGACAGCCUCAGCCCGGUCCCGGCUCCGGCUCCGGGUCCGGGUCUCCGGCAGCCCCGGCCGAGGGCAUCGAGAACCAGUUCUCCUGUCCCAUCUGCCUGGAGGUCUACCACAAACCCGUCAGCAUCUCCAGCUGCGCUCACACGUUCUGUGGCGAGUGUCUCCAGCCGUGUCUGCAGGUUUCCUCGCCGCUCUGCCCUCUCUGCCGCGUGCCCUUUGACCCCAAGAAAGUGGAGCGCUCCUCCAGUGUGGAGAAGCAGCUGGGCUCGUACAAAGCCCCCUGCAGGGGCUGCAGCAAGAAGGUGGCUCUGGUAAAGAUGAGGUCCCACAUUGCUUCCUGUUCUAAAGUACAGGAGCAGAUAGCAAACUGUCCCAAAUUUGUCCCGGUGGUUCCCACCUCCCAGCCCAUACCGAGCAAUAUUCCAAACAGGUCGACCUUUGUGUGUCCAUUCUGUGGAGCCAGAAAUCUGGACCAGCAGGAACUGGUGAAGCACUGUAUGGACAAUCACCGCAAUGACCCCAAUAAAGUGGUGUGUCCGGUGUGUUCAGCCAUGCCGUGGGGAGACCCCAGCUAUAAGAGCUCCAACUUUCUCCAGCAUCUCCUCCACAGGCACAAAUUUUCCUAUGACACCUUUGUUGACUACAGCAUCGAUGAAGAGGCAGCACUGCAGGCAGCUCUGGCCCUGUCCCUGGCUGAAAACUAAACCCCCCUCGUCCCCCCCUCAUCCCUCUGAACCGCUGCUAUUUCCUCCAUGGCUCAGAAACCAGUCUCUACAGGAGCACAUCACGGUGGAUCUGGUGGAUCUGACAACCUCACUACUUUUUAUCCUGGUGUAGCAGCGCACUCACUAACACAGUUUAUACGGCAGUACACACAACACAAAAAGAAACAAAACUGUUUGGAUCUUCAUCGCCUCAUUUGGAUCGGAUGAUUUUGAAAUCACUGUGUUUGCAGUGACUGUGUCGAGAUAAGCUACGCCACGGCAGAAAAAACACAAAACCGACGGCACGGAAACAACACAGCUUCAGUUCACCUGGACCGCGACGACAUGAAGGGCUACCUUCCUGAAAAAGAGUGUGAGUUUGACCUCUGACCUCCAGGAACUUGCUGUGAUGUAUAAUCUCGGCUGCUGGUUCCCUGUUUGAGUAGAAGCUGCUGGAGUCUUGACCUUCCUACACGUUGUUUUCCUCCUCCGUGCACCAGCUAGAAAGAUCUAAUUAGGAGCUAUACUAAUCAGAAUAAUGAACGUAGGUUUGUGCGGUUGCACCACAAUGAAGGUGACUCAUAUCUUGCAGACAGCGUUCACAGAGAGGCUGCAGAGCUCUUAGGUUUCAGGUUUUUGUCGGGACACUAAAUAAUUCUCUUUGCGUUGCUCAGUAGCCCGGUGGAAACGAAUAGAGGGAAUUUUUGGCACAUUAUUUUGCACAUGUACAAAUUGUUGUGUAGCUGCACAGCUGAAUUUGUCUGCAUUCACACACUAAUCACGUCUCACCUCCACAGCAUUAAACCUGGCUUUAGGACGAACUAAGACGCUUCUAGGUGUAAAAACCUUUAUUAUAUUAUAUGAUAUAACAAAUUAUAUUUAUUACUUUAUUAUGUGUAUACAAAAAGAACAAAGGCACUUACAUAUGCCAGGACACAUAAGUGUCAGCAUUAAACAUGUUUGUAUACACCGUUAAAUUAACAUUUGCAUAUUUUGAAUAAAAUAAAUUAAAUUAUAUCAGAUAAACAAAACAAUGAAUACACAUAAACACAGGAAUAAAUAAAAAAUAAUAAAAUUAAAAAAAAAUAAGUAAAACCAGAUAACCAAUACAAUAAAAUAAAAUAAAUUAAUAAAAUAAAAAUACAUUAGAUUAAGCCAGGUAAACAAUACAAGUACACACAAACACUGGAAUAUAUAAAAAUAAAUCAAUUAAAAGGGAGAAAAUAAAAUUAAUUAAUAAAAUAAAUAAUUUAUUCUUUUUUUUUUAAAUAAGGGAAGGGAGCUCACAUUGUCGUGUGAAAAUCCAUAAACAGUUGCCAUUUACUGUAGAAUUUGUUCUUUUUGAAUGUCACGUGUUCAAAUUGUGAGACUACAGCUGAAAAUUAGCAUUUGUGCUAAGUCUGGCGCAUUUACACUGAUGACUAACAUCAGUGUUGAUCAGCGUGCAUCGUCCCAAUUCAAUAAACUAAUAAUAAUGUGGAAGGAGGUGACGUUUAGACAUUAUGGAGGUAAAGGCUGUUAGUGAACGCACCCUCAAACAGAUUUUAGCCUGUUCUAACAUCUUAUGCUGUGUGUGGCAGUGUUGUCCAUUGUUGUUUUCGUUUGUGUCUCUGCGGUGUUACACUAAGUGGGAACCUCCAGGUCUGAGCAAUGAAGCCCAAAUGAGACUCCCCAUAAACCACCAUGUUAAAAAGCCCAACUUUAAGGCAUUAUUAAUCAUGUUUACAGCCUGAUACAAAAACGAUUUUAGUAUCAAUACUUUAUUUCACUUUUUUUUUUAAUAACUUAUUAGUUUAUUUUUUAUUAAGAUUUAAAAUCUGCAUUAAUUAAGGGCGUUCCCACUUUGAGUAACAGGUGGUAGUCUGAGCUAACAGGUACCGGAGAGCUGGGUGGGCGGGUCUUAAUGUCAGACACGACCCUCCCACCAUGCCCAUAUUUGGAGUAUCCGAAUGUGGGCGGAGUAAAGCUCAUCCAACAUGGCGACCGCAGGCUUCGGAAUCCAAAGGGAAACGCAAGUAACGCACAGUAACUCGGACAAGUAACUGUAAUCUGAUUACUGGUUUGGAAAUAGUAACGCGUUAGAUUACUUCGCUUCAGGUACUGGAAAAAAAAGUAGAUUAGAGUAACGCGUUACCGGCAUCACAAGAUAUAAGCGUCGAUUACUCUCAACAUCCGGGUAAUUUAUCCUGCAGCCGUCUCUCUACAACUAAACACACUCUGAAUUAAAAGCUGAAUACAUCUACACAGGACGGCUUCAAUCAGCUGUGGGAGCUUUGCGUUAACUCAGUGAUGGGAGCGUAGCUGGUGGGGAAACUAAUCCAUCUCACAUCACAUCAGUCAGGACUGAACCAGGAGCUGAAACAUUCAGAAAGGAUCUAUAACCACAUCCCCAAUGAGCUGCGUUUUAUUGUCCAAGAGAGGAUGAUUUAUUCUUCUCUCUCUGAGAAGAAAAACUAAACAGACUUCAGAUCUUUUCUGUUCAGUGUGAACAGAUUAAACUGCACCAGCGGAGGAAGGAAUCACUCAUCACAUCCCAGUAACACAAUAAGAGCACCUAUUCAGCAUCACCCACACAAAAAAAAAGUCUUUUCCAGCUCCUAUUUUUAUCUGUGUGAAUAUUUGCACUUGUUAUUUUAUUUUAUUUUAUUUUUUUGUAGAUAUUGGAACGGAUUUUAGUGCUGGAUCGAGGUCUAACCUCCACUUUACUGUUACCUGCUUCUUCAACUCUUGCUACAAGGAAUAUUUUUAUGAUGCAUCUGCUAAGAUAGAAAAGAAAAAAAAAAAAAAGACAAAAAUAUAAUAAGAAGAUAUAUUUUUGGAACUAGUUUCUGUUUCAAACCACUGGACUAAUAUCAGACACAGGUUUGCCUGCAAAGCUUUCAUGGACACUGAUGUUUGAUUUUCAAAACUUGAAUUGCUGUAAACACAAACACACAAACACACAAACACUGAACUCAACCUGUACACUGAUGUAGUUCAACCAACAGGUGGCAGUCCUUCUCCAGACGUGCAGAGCCAUACUCAGCUAAAACAGGAAGAGAAAACAGAUCUGAGUAAAGUUUCCACCACAGAAGGAUGCAGUCAUCAUUUGCACUUUAAUUCAUUCAGUGUUUUUUGAUAAAACUUUGAAUUCCUUUUGUACAAUCUUUACCCCCGUUUAACGAUUUUACAGUUUCGCUUCCAGAAAAAGGAAAAAAAAAAGAAGAUGUAAAUUAUAAACUGUGUCAGGGGACUUUAAAAAAAAUGGUCAUUUAGUUUUAUUUGUGUGUCAAACAAUUUAAAUAUUUGUCGUUCUUAAUUCACAUGGGCAGCAUGUGCCAUUUUUUAUUUAAUUUUUUUCUUCCAAUGAUGUUUUUGUGAUCAAAAACAAGACAAACUAUGAGGGAAGAAAAUAACAAAGUUGUCCUGUGUUCAUGUCAUUUAAGGACGGAGGGAAACAUUCAUUCAUCUCAGCUGAAAUUAUUUCUUUUUUUAUUAACCUCCUGAGACCCGAGCUUUUAUUUUCUGUGCAUUUUUGAUUUCUCCAAGGUAUUUGGGAUCAGUAGCACCUAAGAAAUAUAAAAACUAAGCAUCGUCUUUGAACAGGAAGUGGUAGUUUCUGAAAAAAGAAAUAAUGUCCCCAUAUGUGGACACUAGGAUUAUCUCAUUAUCCAUAUUAUAAAGAAGUCACCGAUGUUUGACAUAAUAUGAAACUAUUUAUUUUAAAACCUGAACAUGGUUGUGCAAAGACAGAAUUGCGAACAAUGAAGUCCCAGUGUCCUUAAACGAGUACUUGCUAAUUAGUGAUGUUGUAUCUCUUUCAAAUUAAAGAUUAAGAUUUGCAUAUUUUUAUGAACAAAACAAUUACAAAAAAAAAAAAAAAAAAAAAAAAAACAGACAAACAAUGCAAUGAGCACACAGAAAUGCAGGAAUAAAUAAAAAUAAAUAAAUUAAAGGGGAGAAAAUAAAUUCAUAAAAUAAAUAAAAAAAUCCAUAUAUGGUUUCCAUUUAUUGUAGAAUUAGUUUGAAUUUGCCCUUUUUGAAUAUCUAAUUUUCUCUGCUAUUAUUGCUAUUGAUAAAACUUUCUUAAAUUUGUGAGUUAUGUCAAAGUAGAACCGUUAAUAAGCAUAAAUAAAUAAGUUUUAUCCUUUCCUACCACUAGAGGGCAGACUAAAACAUCCACCAAUGAGGACAAUGGGUUUAAAUGAAGCCGAAUAAGCUGCAAUAAAACCUAAAACUUAACGUCCCCAUAUGAGGACGUGGGGUCUCAGGAAGUUAAGAAUGUACACCGAUCAGCCACAAUAUUAUGACCACCACAGAUCUAUUAGGCACCAUGUGUCCUGUUAGAAGCAGGUGGAAGGAUUUGAGCGACUUUGGACCCUGAUGGCCUCGUUCAGCCUUUCAUAGAGCAAAAAUGAUUAAAGGUUCAACAAGUUGACCUCCGCUGGACAAACCUUAAAGGAGGACGUAAAGUAUCUGCUAAUUUACUAUGGUUGAUCAGUGUACAUUUAUCAUUUUUUGAAUUAUCAGGCACAACUUGUGGAGUUUUUAUUUUAAACACAUAAUAAUAGAAACGUUCAGAUAAAGACUGAUGCUCCAGUCGUAAUGAGAUGUUAUUAUAAUAGUGUCUGUAUGACAUGAACACGGCACCAUCUAUAAAAAUCAGAGGUCGAAUUAAAAGUGUGUUCAGACUGAAUAUGUCACAUUAUUGGUGUGAAGUGAAACCUUUUGCAGUUUUAAAUUAAAUUCUGCAUCAUAAUGUGCAUGUUUUCUCAUUCUCAUGAAUCAAUUAAAGUUAUAAGAAGUCAGAUAUUUCACACAUUUUUGCAUGUUCACUCUGAACACAUUUCGAUCGUAGACUAAAACAGUGUCAACAUAAAAAUGGAAAGUUAUUUUUGUAUUCACGUAGGUUUCCCCUCACAGAUAACGUCUCUUUGGUUUGUCUUUUCUAAUUAUAAUAGCAAUAUUUUAUAAGUGUUUGAUCACAGCACUCCUCUGACCUCUUUUAGCAGAAACGCUGCGUUCGUGUUCCACGUCCGUCUGCUUCUCUCCGAGCUCUGUUUUCCUCAGCUGAUGUAAAUAUUCUGCUCUUGGUCCUCGUUUCUGUGCUGUUGCAUUUUAAUAUUUGUGUGGAACUGUUUCCUGCUCGUUACUGAUGAUCUGAUUACAGUAGCUCCAUAGUCACUCACACUCACCGAGACUAGAAGAAGGACAACAGCUCACAAACACAGUCUGGAUUAAAGGUUGGGUUUUAUUUAUUAUUUUUUAUUUUUCAAGAAAAAUAAGUAAUCAUGCACCACAUACACCAAUCAGCCACAACAUUAUGACCAGUGAUAGGAGAAGUAAAUAACGUUUAAACCAUCUUGCUGGGCAACUUUUGGACCUGGUAUUUAUUUAUUCAUGUGGAUGUUACUUAAACAUGUAGCACCCACAUAGACCAGUAUUAGGGAGGUGGUCAUAAUGUAAUGGCUGAUCGGUGUGUGAUCAUGGCUCUCAUUGUUCCUCUGCUCCAUGUGGGCUCAGUUGCAGUUUGUUACACAGAAAACCUGCUUUUUAAAUUCAGUUAGAGGUUUAAGAGUUAAUCAAGUCAAGUGGGUUUAUUUUAUUUUAUUUUAUUUUAUUUUAUUUUAUUUUAUUUUAUCGUGUAAGGAGACGUUGACGUCUUUGGAGGAUAUCACUUGACUUGUCUUAGCUCACGUUGCUCGUGUCUGUGUGGAAAGAGGCUUAAAGACGUGUAAAAGUCUCCAGUGUGAUUUAUUUAAUAUGCACCAUUCUUUCUAAAAACGUAGUAAUAAUCUAAUAAAAGCUGCUGGAAUGAAGAUGAUGAUGAUGAUGAUGAUGAUGAUGAUGUCUGGGAGUUUCCAGCUGUUAAACUGCUCGGGGUUUUAUCAAAACACUCUUAGAAGGUUUUGUAGCAAUUUUUUCCUCCUUUUCCCCCUUAAUAAAAUAUCAAAUAUGGUCAUAUAGA